Molecule: messenger RNA, 2193 nt
Organism: Lutzomyia longipalpis
Lineage: Eukaryota; Metazoa; Arthropoda; Insecta; Diptera; Psychodidae
Gene: Trs31
Product: trafficking protein particle complex subunit 5
Exons: 2
Coding region: 1421-2119 (232 amino acids)
Biological process (GO): endoplasmic reticulum to Golgi vesicle-mediated transport
Cellular component (GO): TRAPPI protein complex; TRAPPII protein complex; TRAPPIII protein complex
Source: RefSeq, a predicted model, not a curated record
AAGUUUUUUUAGAGGUAGGGGAGACCGGGGUAAAAAUAGUCAAUUUGCGUAAAUCCUUAUCUGCAGGAUUCCCCAAGGGCAAGAAAAUUUCCUCGAUAGGUCAUUCUUAUAGGAAAUUUCCUGGCCUACAACUUUGUCUCAGACCACUUUUCUCUAUCUUCACGGGAAAUAUGAGUUUUCGGGCUUUUCCUAAACCCUUCCGCUUCUGACUUUUUUUAGACGCGGCGGGUAAAUAUAGUCACCAGUUGGAUAAAUAAAGUCGGUUGAAUUUUCCGGCAUUUCCAAUGAUUUUCCACCUGAGAGAUUGAUAAUAGUUGAUAGCUAAACUUCUCACCUUUUGAUCCGCGACAAGGAAUUUCACUUUUAUACGCACUAAAACAAAGAAUUUUGCGAUUUUCUCAAUCACGUCAUUUUGCAACAAAUGGAUGGAAAAUAUGCCAAAAAUUUCGAUCUCCCAUAUGAUUUACAUGGGAUGACUAGAUCUACCCCAAGGGGUAUGUUUUGAUUCAAAAAAUUGUAGAGAAAAAUCAUUAAAAGUUAAUGAAAAAUACACCUUGGCAACGUUUUCUGCACUAACCCAGGUAGUGAGAAAAAUUAUCUGAUGGGAAAACUGCUGAAGGAAAUGUUCGGAAAACGCGUUUUUCUCAAUACGCAAAAGUUUGGGAAAUGGGCCAAAAAUCUAUUUUCAUUUUUAACUCCUAAAGUACUGAUCGGAUAACCUCCAAAUUACUGUCAAAAAUUAUAGGUUGGUAGGGCUUUGCACCCUAAUUUUUUCCGAUUUUUCCGAUUUAUAUUUUGGGAGAAAUUGGCAUUUGAAAAUUCCAAAAUGACUAUUUUUACCCCGGUCUCCCCUAAAUUGUAUUUUUAAAUCAUAAGAAAUUUUGAGGUUUUUCAUAAAUUAAAAAACUAAAAAUGAUCAAAUUAUUAUUAUUUUUUGAGCACUAGUCGACUUUGAGUCGACUUGAGAUCGACUACGACGACUUACGACUAGUCGACAAAAUUGAUCAACGACGACGACUCAAGAAAAUCCAUCGACUAGUCACUAGUCGCGACUUCAACUCGACUAACUUCGGUCUCUAAUUUGAAGUAUUUACUCAGGAAUAUUUAGUAAAGAUUUCUUUUAAAAGUAUUUUGAGUUUCCUUGGACUUGUCGUAGACUAUAGUCCAAAAUACGAAAAGGAGACAUAAUGAGCCUUAUUCAGCGACCAAGAAACCCUUGAAAUUCCCUUGAAAGCUUGAGAUUUCAGGAUCACAACUUUUCUUCUUACUCCGGGGAAAAGCAUCGUUUGCUGGUUGGAUUACUUUCAUCAUCAUCUCUCCUUGUCGGCUGUUAGUGACUCCAAAUGGCUCACAGACGGCUAGAAUCAUCCUUGCCUGGAAUUCUCGGAAUCUUCAAAGCGUCCAUAACCUCCUCGGUUUGAUGUUUCAAGUAACGCGAUAUUUCUUCUAUGUUUCACCUCGCAAAGAAACAUUUUGUGCUCUUGAAACACAAUCACAGGAAAAGUUUACAAAAUCUUCCUCAAAAUCUCCUGGCCAGAGCCUCCAAAUGAGCUUAAAUAUAGCAGCCAAUCGUCCACGGACAAGUAUCCUGGAUAAACCACUGUCACGUGGAAAAGGAGAAGUGUCCUUGAGUUGCUUUGCCCUGCUCUUCUCGGAGCUCGUUCAGUACUCCCAGAGUCGCGUCUACACGGUGGCUGAACUCCAGAAUCGCCUCCAUGAGCUGGGACAGGAUGUUGGGGUGCGCAUAAUUGAUUUGUACUUUGUACGCGAGAGGAAUUCAAAGCGGGAAACAAAGCUCAUCAAUGUGUUGCUGUUCAUAAAGACAACCUGCUGGAAGUGUCUCUUCGGACGGGAAGCGGAUAAGCUGGAGCAUGCCAAUGAUGAUGAGAGGACGUACUAUAUCAUUGAGAAGGAGCCACUUGUUAAUAAAUUCAUCAGUGUGCCCAAGGAUAAGGGUUCCCUGAACUGUGCCACCUUCACGGCGGGAAUUAUUGAAGCUGUCCUCACAAAUUGUGGCUUUCCCUGCAAGGUGUCUGCGCAUUGGCACAAAGGAACAACGUAUAUGGUCAAAUUUGAGGAUCACGUAAUUGCCAGGGAUAAGCAGCUGGAGGAGAAAUGAAUUCCACGUUUAUUAAUAUUCUCCAAUAUUUAUUCUCAUUCACUAAUUAUAAUAAAUUCCACAGAGGACACUGA